Messenger RNA from Dermatophagoides farinae (American house dust mite), 1804 nucleotides. RefSeq names its product Tyrosyl-tRNA synthetase (gene TyrRS). Gene Ontology annotation, molecular function: tRNA binding; tyrosine-tRNA ligase activity; ATP binding. Gene Ontology annotation, cellular component: cytoplasm. Gene Ontology annotation, biological process: tyrosyl-tRNA aminoacylation. The record is from RefSeq and is a predicted model, not a curated record. Lineage: Eukaryota; Metazoa; Arthropoda; Arachnida; Sarcoptiformes; Pyroglyphidae.
UCUAAGCUUUUGAUUGCCAUUGCCAACGCAUCGGCUUUUUCCAUUUAUACUCUGAUUUCAAUAGCAACUCUAUUCUAGAUCAACAGUCAUUGUUAAUAAAUCAUUUUUUAAUUUAAUCUUAAAUUGGGUAAUGAAUUAAAAAAAAAAUUCAAAAAAUGUCUCAAGAAUCGUCUAGUGAAGAAAAAUUUCAACUAAUUUCCAGAAAUGUUCAGGAAAUACUCGGUGAAGAUCGAAUGAAAGAAAUACUUAAACAAAGAGAUUUAAAAAUCUAUUGGGGAACGGCUACUACUGGAAAGCCACAUAUUGCUUAUUUUGUUCCAUUGUGUAAAAUGUCUGAUUUCUUAAAAGCCGGAUGUCAAGUUACCAUUCUUUUCGCUGAUCUUCAUGCCUAUUUGGAUAACAUGAAAGCACCAUGGGAACUACUCAAACAUAGAACUGAAUAUUAUGAAUGUUUAAUCAAAACUGUUCUGGAAUCAAUCAAUGUCCCAUUGGACAAAUUAAAAUUUGUUCGUGGUACCGAAUAUCAAUUAAGUAAAGAAUUUACAUUAGAUGUAUAUCGUUUAUCAUCGAUUUUGACUGAACACGAUGCUAAAAAAGCUGGUGCUGAAGUAGUCAAACAAGUUCAACAUCCAAUGAUCAGUUCGCUUCUUUAUCCUGGACUUCAGGCAUUAGAUGAAGAAUAUCUUAAAGUUGAUGCACAAUUCGGAGGUAUAGACCAAAGAAAAAUAUUUACAUUUGCUGAAAAGUAUUUGCCAAUGAUGGGAUAUACAAAACGGAUUCAUUUGAUGAACCCAAUGGUUCCUGGUUUGACUGGUGGUAAGAUGAGCUCAUCAGAAGAGGAUUCAAAGAUUGAUUUGCUUGAUUCAGCCGAAGAUGUUAAAAGAAAAAUCAAACGAGCCUUUUGUGAGCCUGGCAACAUUGAAGACAAUGGAAUAUUAUCAUUUUUUAAACACGUAUUGUUUUCAUUGUUCAAUGAAAUUGUUGUUGAACGAAAAUUUGAUGGUAAUAUCACCUAUACAAAUUAUAUGGAUAUGGAAAAAGAUUUUCAAACCCAAACAUUACAUCCCGGUGAUUUGAAACAAUGUACGGAAAAAUAUUUGAAUAAGCUUCUUGAGCCAAUCCGUGAGAAAUUUAAAGAUCCUGAAUUCAAAAAAUUGACUGAACUAGCAUAUCCUAAAGUUUCAAAAAAGGGUGGUGCAGCACAGGAACCUGGACCAGAAAUUCUUGAGAUUCGCGUUGGUCGAAUCUGUGAAAUUGAAAAACAUCCUGAAGCUGAUAGCCUUUAUUUGACCAAAACUGAUGUAGGUGAUCCAUCCGGACCUCGAAAUAUUGUCUGUGGACUUGCACAAUUGAUACCAGCCGAAGAGCUGCUCAACCGUUUGGUCGUUGUUUUAUGCAAUUUAAAACCAGCUAAAAUUCGUGGUGUUGUUUCAUCUGGAAUGAUACUUUGUGCAUCUGUAUCCGAACCUAGAAAAGUGGAACCAUUAGAUCCACCGGCUGAUAGUCAACCUGGAGAUUUGAUAUUGUUCGAAUCAAUCACGGAUGACAAAGAAAAUACCCCAACAACAUUUCAGAUAAUUGAUCCCAAGAAAAAAGUUUGGGAAAAACUUCAGGUCAAUCUAACCACAUCAUCAGAUCGUAUAGCUCAAUGGAAAUAUAGUAUUUUAAAAACGGACAAAGGGCCAAUUAGUUGUAAAAGCUUGAAAGAUACACCGAUCAAAUAAUUGAAACUUUUAAUGAUAUUUAAUAAUUUAAUUCAUUUCAUUACUUAUAAGUGGGAGGGUUAAUUUACAAAUUAUCUUUA